Messenger RNA from Pungitius pungitius (ninespine stickleback), 3252 nucleotides. Its product is annotated as gastrula zinc finger protein XlCGF57.1-like. The transcript is spliced from 2 exons. Gene Ontology annotation, molecular function: RNA polymerase II cis-regulatory region sequence-specific DNA binding; DNA-binding transcription factor activity, RNA polymerase II-specific. Gene Ontology annotation, biological process: regulation of DNA-templated transcription. Lineage: Eukaryota; Metazoa; Chordata; Actinopteri; Perciformes; Gasterosteidae. The coding region runs from base 56 to 1909 and encodes 617 amino acids. The record is from RefSeq and is a predicted model, not a curated record.
GGAAGUGGACACAUUGUUUACAUGCUCCUCUUUGUUUAGUGGAUGUUCCGCCAAAAUGUCCAAAAAACGCUCUAAGAGCACCGAGGCGCGCAUUCUGCGGGACGACCGCAGCCUGCUGGCGGCCAUCGACGAGCAGCUGUCUGCGGCUGCCGAGGAGAUCUUCUGGCUGCUGAAGGAGCGCGGACAGGUGAAGAUGGAGCAGCUGAAGGAGAAGGUGACGGAGCGGAUUAACGCCGCCGUGGAGAUCAUCUUCACGGCUUUUGGUGUCUCCAGAGCGGAGGCGACGGUACCACAGGAGCCCGACGAGAGAGAAUAUUGCCCCUCUGAUGGACAUCAGAAGCAGGACGAUCAGGACCAUCUGAAGGACCUUCUGACCAACACUUCCUCCAGACCACAUUGUGUUUCUGAUCCGGCCGGUGACCACGAAGAGGACCAGAGUGACGAAGAGGGCCCCCCCCACUGCUGCAGAGUGUGCAGGAAGUCUUUCAACAGGAAAGGCUUUUUGAUGAAACACGUGGAGAAACACCUAAAAGAAGCAGAGUGUGUUUGUGGUCUGUGUGGCGAGCGCUUGGAGUCCAGUGAUGGCCUCAGGCUGCACCUCCAAACGCAUCGCGACAGCAGCAGGACUUGCCACAUAUGCAGCAAGAAGUUCCCCUCGAUCCGUGCUCUGGAGACCCACCUGAGGCUGCACACCGGAGAGAAACCAUUUGGCUGCCAUAUCUGCGGAAAAGGCUUUAAUCAGAAGGGAAACAUGUUGACUCACAUGAGGAUCCACACAGCAAAGAAGCCGUUCAGGUGCGUUGUGUGUCACAAAGAGUUCAGCCACGCCGGCUCUCUGGAGCGGCACAUUAAAGUCCACAACGGACAGGCGCCUUUCAGCUGCAAAGGGUGCGGGAAAAGCUUCGGCAAGAGCGCCGAACUGAGGCGACAUGUCCGGAUUCACGAGCCCGCCGACGUGCGCGCUGCCAGAAGCAGACACAGGAAACCGAGUCUGACUCCUUCUCACUGCUGCAAGGUCUGCGGGAACGCCUUCCACAACAAAGGAAACUUUGUGCGACACGCAGAGACUCACGUGAACGCGGCCGAAUGCCGCUGUGGCGUAUGCGGAGAGCAGUUGGAGUCCUCGGAGAGUCUGCAGCUUCACGUCCAGAGCCACAGAGAAGCCAACCGGAUGUGUGACAUCUGUGGCAUCAGCUUCAGGGACAUGGAGAUCCACAUGAGGACGCACACCGGACAGAAACCGUUCCAUUGCAAAGCCUGCGGCAAAGACUUCCCCAGGAAGGGCUCUCUGGAGAGACACAUGAAGCUGCACGCCGACGAAAGGCCAUUUAUUUGUGAGUUCUGUGGGAAGACUUUCAUUGAAAGCACUGUCCUGAAGAGACACAUCAAGAGCCACACUGGAGGGAAGCCCAGAAUCUAUAAAUGUGACAUCUGCAGCAAAACAUUCACCAUGAGCCAGCACCUAGAUGUGCAUAAAAGGAUCCACACUGGGGAGAAACCAUACACCUGCAGGGUCUGCGGGAAGAACUUCCGUCAAAUCGGCAACCUGGACUCCCACAUGAGGAUCCACACCGGUGAGAAGCCCUUCAUCUGCAGUCUCUGUGGGAAGAGGUUUCGCCAAAAGAUUUCACUGGAGACGCAUGAGAGGUUCCAUAAGAAGGAGAAACCAUUCAGCUGCCAGCUCUGCAGCAAAGGCUUCGUCCAGAAGAUCGAUCUGAAGAGACACAUGCUGACGCACACGGGGGAGAAACCCUACAGCUGCAACGUCUGUGGAAAAAGCUACCAGGAGAAACGCUCGGUGGACGCUCACAUGAAGGUCCACAGCGGAGAAGGAGCUGCGAGGGACUCUGGGAGGACACCAAACCUAAGCCCCCAGGAGGAAUGUGACACCAACUUCAUCCAGCUGUGACCCUCUGGCCAGCUGGAUGUACACACACACACACACAUACAGUAUAUGAAUACAUACUUACACAUAUGUAGUGUUUAGGGACUACUUUAUAUCGCUGAAAGGUUUUAGAUGCUUUUCUCUGAAAUAGUCUCUUUACUAACAGAUGUUACUUCAUUAGACGUUCUAACUCAACAAUCUUUAAUGGUUCAGGAGGAAAGAGACAAAGAUCCUCUGAGCAAUUUAAGUAUAUAACAUCACAGUGUACAGACUUUGAAUCACUUAAUAUACCAAUCAAACAUCUGGAGUUUUUUUUCCUCUGUUAAAAAGGUUUUAUUGAAGAUAACACAUUAUUACAAUUUGUAUUACAGCUGGUUGUCUUUGGUAGUUGUAAGGUAGUAAUAAGUGAACUUAUUCUGUCUGUGAAAUUGGAGACUUUUAUAUUGAAAAAAACUUGUGAGUUAAAUGAAGCAUAAAGGUACACACGGCUUUCUUACCUGUAGUGGAAAUUUGUGGAUAAUGUCCUUGUGAGAAAUAAAAAGUAUCUUAAACUCGUUUGUGAUUAAGUAUUUAUUAGCAACUAGAAUAAAGAACAAUCAGAAAGAAUACAGAAGUUAUCAACACAAGUCAUAAGCAAAGACAGAUGUUCUUUAUAGUGGAGGUUUAGUCUGAAGAGGUGUGUCUUUAGUGUGAAGAUGUGAAGGCUCUCUGUGGUUCUGAUGUCAUCACAGAGCUCCUUCCACCAUCUAGGAGCAGGACAGCAAAGAGUGGAGAUCUAGUCCAGUGUUCUGCUCUCAGUGAGGAACAAGCAGCUUGAUGUUGGGAUGGAGGGUUUCACCAGGUCCUGGAUGGAGACUGGACCUCAUCCAUUCACAGCAUGCUACGUGAGCACCAGGGCUUUGAACUGGAUGAGGCAGCCCCUGGUAACCAGUGAAGAGAGGAGGAGUGGAGCAGUGUGGGAGAACUUAGGAAGGUUGAAGACCCGUGGAGCUUCUGCAUUGUGGAUGAGCUGCAGAGGUGGAAUGGAGCAGGGAGACCUGACAGGAGACCGUUACAAUAGUCCAGGAGAUGACAAGAGCCUGAAUCAGUACCUGCGCCUCCUUCUGAGUGAGAAGGGGUCAUGUUCUCCUAAUGUUGAAGAGCGUGGACCUACAGGAUCGUGAUGUCGCUGUGAUGUUGGGGGUCAGGCAUCGAGGUUCUAGCAGUCAUAAGUCCUGCCUCGAUCCUUUAUAAUUAAGGAUAAAGAUGGUUUCAUUCUGAUGCUGGACAUUAACUACUGGUGUAUGUCAGAUAUAUGUCAUGAUGCUUGGAAAUUCCUUGAUAUCGACCGUGCGUGUGUGACGCUACUUGUGCGUAACGUUUACGGU